This is a messenger RNA of Thermothelomyces thermophilus ATCC 42464, 1184 nucleotides long. RefSeq lists its product as uncharacterized. The transcript is spliced from 2 exons. Lineage: Eukaryota; Fungi; Ascomycota; Sordariomycetes; Sordariales; Chaetomiaceae. Bases 269 to 814 code for a protein of 181 amino acids. The record is from RefSeq and is a predicted model, not a curated record.
GUGAGCUCCCUCGCCAACGCGUACCACGAUCGCAUUCAAAUCUUUCUCCAUCUGUUUCAAGAAUUUUAUUCCAACCUCAAUUGAAUACCAAAAAAAAAUCUCGAUUUGCCACGACGGUGAAAGAAGCUGCGGCCAUCUUCCCCACCAACAAGCCGUCAGCAUCUGGGCCCGGAUCCAAGUCUCGGGGGACACCAGAGUAGCUCGUCGUUGCUCCGUGCAAACCUCAGCUCGGCUUCUUGAAUCUUAGGAGAACCCGAAAAAUCCCAAGAUGGCGUCUUCAAAUAAGCGCAUUGCCAAGGAACUAGCAGAGUGCACCGGCUCGCCGCCUCCGGGCAUCUCCAUCACGGUCCCAGACGAGUCGGACCUGCACACCUGGCACGUCAUCCUGGAGGGGCCCGAGAACACGGUGUACGCGGGCGGGCGCUUCGGGCUGGUGGUGUCGCUGCCGCCCGACUACCCGUUCCGGGCGCCGACCAUCACGUUCGCGACGCGCAUCUACCACCCCAACGUGACCAACGACAGCCUGGGCAACAUCUGCCUGGGCCCGCUCAAGCCCGAGAACUGGAAGCCGUCGACCCGGCUGGCCGGCGUGCUCGAGGCCGUCCGCCACCUCCUGGUCGAGCCCCAGCCGGACGACCCGCUCGAGGCCCGCAUCGCCGACGAGUACCGCGCCGACCGCGCCGAGUUCGACAAGAACGCGCGCACCUACGUCCAGCGCUAUGCGAAGGGCCCGGUCAAGUUCGAUAGCGCGACCCCGACCACCUCGGCCAAGCCGGCGGAAGAAAAGAAGGCCGGUUCCGGCGGGAGUUCAUAGAAUAAUAUAUUUCCCCGAGGAAAUGGGCCGGAGGGGAAGGGCGAGUUUCGCUCUUGGGUGGUGUGGCACACACCAGUUUGACUUGCUUGCUACAGCUGCCGCCGUCCGUAUGUCUCAGCUAUCAGGACCGCGGUAUUCCCCGUGUAGCGAUGCUAGCCGGGACAGGAGAGUAGUCGAGGAUCACGGCGAGGAUGCUUGGCGGGGUCCACCCGUCUGACCCAGCUCUCUCUCAGGCUCUCUCAAUGUGCACAAGAAGGCAUGGCUCCGUCAGGACUUUCUCAUAAAGGAUGCUGAGCAGAUCAAGGCGGCAAGAAGGCACAUAAGACGCAGGGAACCAAGUCCUCACUCACACCCGGACGUUGUGUGGGAG